This is a messenger RNA of Endocarpon pusillum Z07020, 2118 nucleotides long. RefSeq lists its product as uncharacterized. Lineage: Eukaryota; Fungi; Ascomycota; Eurotiomycetes; Verrucariales; Verrucariaceae. The record is from RefSeq and is a predicted model, not a curated record. Bases 1 to 2118 code for a protein of 705 amino acids. The transcript has 4 exons.
AUGUCAACCCAACCCGAUGCCCAUAUCCAUUACGGCAUAUGGAUUAACUGGGAUCACAGUGCCAUUGUCGGCUCAACCAUAACCCUUUCCUCCCGUUCCGGCAAUCUCCUUACUGCAUUUCUUGCCAUCUUUGUGGGCCUGACUGGUACAGCAGCAUGGAAGAUUCUCGCAUUCAGUGCUCAUCAACUACGCAGCACUCAAAGUCCUUCUGACGGGCUGCAUCAUCAGCAGCAGGUCAUUCUCAGGAAUACUGGUGCCCCUAUCGCCGCAGCAUGGCAAUUCGUCCAACUGACAUAUUUCUGGCGGCGACUUGCAAAGCAGUCCUCCUGGAGGUCUAUACCUCUCCCACUUCUAGCCCUUACAAAUGUAAUGGGAUUCGCUGUGGCGAGUAUCCUCUCUUCAGAGGUCACUAGAGCUGCUGGAAACGAGGUCUUGAUUAGGAGCGGGAAUUGCGGGAAUUGGACCCUAGAAAGUGAUACUCCGAACCUUGUUUUUAACGUAUAUAAAAAAACCCUGAAUGAUACCAUAACCGCUGCGACAUAUGCCCGAGCCUGCUAUGGGAUCGAAUCAAAUACCCCGCUGUGUGGCCGGUACAAGAAGCAGCAAAUCUCCUACACCGUGAACCAGAACGAGACAUGUCCCUUUAAGUCUGGCCUAUGCCUUAAAUCAACGCCCGCGCUAUCCAUGGAUACCGGCAAUAUCUCAUCGCAUUAUCAUCUCGGUAUCAACACCAGAAAAAAGGACAGAAUCGUAUUUCGCAGAAAGACUACUUGCGCCCCUAUUGCAUCGAAAGGCUACAUAACCUCUUUCAACUAUACAGACGCAACCAAGAUGGUAAAAGAGCUAGGUGGUCGGUUUCUUGGCCAUUCCGGGGAUAUCAUUGAUUUUUACAACUUCGGACGAACUGGUGAAAAUAAUUUCACGUAUUCUUACAACAGAUAUGUCGCCGCGCUCAAUUUUGGCUAUGGCUUGCGGUCGUUCUUGUAUCCUGGUGCCUGGAGACCCGUUGAUGCCAUCUCUCGGGACGAUGCUGAUGUAACCAUCAUAUUUGUAUCGUCCAACGCCAUCAACUAUCUCGAGCCUGUGUAUGAUCCAGUCUUCUUGGCAACUUACCCCGGAGACCCAAUCAGGUCCGGAAGUAAGAAUGCAUCCACUUACUAUGCUAACUACUAUGUCAAUCCUAUGGCCUGCAUCGACCAGCAUCAAAUCUGCAACCCUAACAACCAAAGAUGCACACAUCUUCAAGAUUAUUACGACGCAGUCAAACAAAGCGCAGACCUAGAUAUGAGCGCAGUCCAGUCCAUGAUCGUUUCCCGCCUGUCACUCAGCUUCCUCUACCAAACAAUCCACUAUUGUAUCAAUGGACGCGGCGCGGCAGCCCUGCGCGCUACCGAAGCUGCGGCUGAAGCUGUAUCACUUCCUUUACCAAAAGACCAGUGGAUGAUUGAAGUCCGGUCCUGGUUCGAUACUGGACUGGCAUUGCUGCAACAAUCAGUCAUGCAGUAUGCUGCAGGACCACCAAAUGUUGUUGGAGCAUCAUAUAUCAGCAGACCCGCGGAUGCAAUCUGGCAGAUGAUGUGCGACAAUCAAAUAGUCCGCUCACCUGGCAACACUACGAAUUUCUCAACGCUAGGUGUAGUCAUUAUCCUAUCCAUAGGCGGCAUUCUCAUUGUCUUGAGCCUCAGCCUUGACACAAUGAUCGGAUACAUUCAGCAAAGGUGGAAUUAUCGUGACUAUCAACGCGUCCAAUGGGCUCUCAACGACAAACUCCAGCUCCAGCGGCUGGCGUAUGAGGGAGCAGGUAUGGGUACUUGGUCAGGCAAAACCGCAAUCGUGCCAGUAACGAAAUCGGGAGAGAGGUUUCGCAUACCCACUGAUCUCGUUUCACGUCACUUCAGCCCCGAUGGAUCUCCUGAAUUGAGCAGCAUACAGGAUUCUAGUGUUACCAACGUGGACAUUAGUGAGCAAGGUCAAUCACUCAUGAGCGAGAGAAGCGGUGACGAGGAGACCGCAGAGGUCUUUCCCGGGAUCAUGGAUGAUAUCUCCACAAUCAUUUCAAGGCAUUCCGAAUGCCAAAGGCAGCCUAGGAUACCAGAACCUGGGACAGCAUUAUCAUAA